This is a messenger RNA of Eurytemora carolleeae, 4279 nucleotides long. RefSeq lists its product as uncharacterized. NCBI's taxonomy places the organism in Eukaryota, Metazoa, Arthropoda, Copepoda, Calanoida, Temoridae. The record is from RefSeq and is a predicted model, not a curated record. Gene Ontology annotation, molecular function: cysteine-type deubiquitinase activity. Gene Ontology annotation, biological process: protein deubiquitination. The transcript has 17 exons. Bases 89 to 3988 code for a protein of 1299 amino acids.
UUAUGGUCUCGUUAAUUUGUUUGUCUCGUUAUUAUUCUGUUAUUGGUCCAAAAUUCUGUAUACUUUCAGAUAGAUCGAUAGCAAGACAAUGUUUGGUUCUCCGGGGGAGGGGGUAGUUAGCUCCACCUCCCAAACUUUACACUCACUUGAAGAAGAGAGUAAGAGCAAACUGAAGGAUACUAAACCUGACUCCACAACACAGGACGGGACUAGUGCUGAGUUUGCUGCGGCGCUGACCGCUAAGCUUCAUGACCUGGAUACUCUCCGUGCAUCUCCGGAUCCUCUUGGGGAUUAUGAAAAUCCCUCCAGUAUGGAAACUCAGGGGGACGCACUGUGCAACUUAUCCGGACCUCCCAGUGUAGACUCUAUAGAUCCUAUAGAUGUUGAUCUACCCGUCUCUCCAGACUCAUACGUUGUACCAGACUGUCCUUCCUACCUACCUGUCCUCCAGGACUACGGUCCUGUUUUAGAGUACGGUCCUCCCACCAACCCUGAUAUUGGAGAUCUAGAGGUUCUAACAGUCGAUGAUACCAUCACAGGAAGUCUGUUUGCUGAUGACUCUGAGAACCGGAACGGUGAUGUGAUGAGCGAGGAUGCAGAGGCUGGAGUUUGUGGACUUCGGAACCUGGGUAACACAUGUUUCAUGAACAGUGGCCUCCAGUGUGUCCUCGCUACCCCCAGUAUCAUCCAGUUCUUCCUGAACUUCUCCCCCUCUGAGUUGAGUAUGAAGGAAGUUGACCGGAAGAAUAACACUGGAAUUGCUCUCUCUAAAUCCUUCGCAGCUUUAACCAGACAAAUAUACAGUGGAAAAUACAGUGUGAUACAACCAAAUAAAUUCAAGGAUACAUUGUCAGAAAACCAUUCUCAGUUCAAGGGGUUUAGACAGCACGACUGUCAGGAGUUUCUAGCACUCCUACUUGAUUCUCUUCAUGAACAAUUGAUAAAUAUUCAACCUGAACACAAGGGUCCACUAUCCGAGUGCACAAGUAUGGAACUCCACACUCCUCACUCAACUGAAGUUUCCUGUGACGGGAAGGAUACUCUUUUCAGCUUUAAUGACAGCGGAAAACUCCUAAAAGACGUUGAUAGCGUUUCCGACUUGGAUCGUGCCUAUCCUUGCCAGGACCUGGAGAGCGUGUCAAACCUCGAGACCAACGUGAACGGAGACGGGAUGGAGUCUCGAGGUUCAGCUUCUCCUAAAUCCUACACCAGUCAUAGUUCUCUAGAGGAUAAGUUUCCCUCGAAUAUCCGUAUGGCUCCUAUACCAGAGUGCAUUAAGACGACCUGGAACGGCGGGUCCCGAGCCAGUAUUGCAAGCCUGGACAGUCACACCACCGAGUCUGAUCUAGAUCUUGUAGACGAUGAUAGCGUGGGACUAGUGACAAGUAAUCUGGUCUCAAACGAUCAGCUGAAGAAGAAGCAGGUCGUGUUUUGUGAGAACAGUGUCUCCCUGAACUGUGGCGAGGAGUCCAGGAAUAACGCCGUGUCUCCGAUGAAUGUCGGAAUAGAGGAUUUUCUGAAAGAGCAUAAAACCCUGAACGUGAACAUGAAUAUUACAGAGGGUUCAGGUUCAUCCCUCAACAACAAGAUUAACUUUGACAGUGAAAAGUUCUCUAGGCACGGGUAUAUGGAUAACACCCGUCCAUCCGCCACCAUUGAAAACCUGAAUGCCAGGGAGUCCCACAGUUUAGAGAAGAACAUGAAUGUAAAGCGGGUGAAAAGCUGUAAUAUUGAGGUCGAGGAAUCUAAGCAGUUUGAGCGGGAGGAUAAGUUUGGGAAGAGAAUACGGUUGGAGUCCAACGAGAAGAAUGUGUUAAUGGAGACGGAGAGAAGAGAAUGCGAACAGGACAGAAGGGAGGGUGAACAGGAGAGGAAGGAAUGUGAGCAGGAUGUACUGGAUAGUCAAACAGAGCCCCCUUCAUGCUGCUCAGAAACAGCUCGGGAUCCUGCUCGACUCAAGGAAGCUAUAGAGGCGGACAGGUACUGGGAAAAAUAUCUGUCCUUGAACUCCACCGUCCUCGCGCACACCUUCCAGGGUCAGUUCAAGAACACAAUCAUCUGCUCACAGUGUUCACACAUCUCCGUAUCUUUCGAACCCUUUAUGUACCUCUCUGUUCCUCUGCCUAGAGCUAACGAUCUACAGAUAGAGGUUACUCUGGUUCAGGCCAGGAAGAUUCCUGUCCAACACCUCGUUACAGUCUCCAAACAUGAUACUAUAGGAGAAAUCCGUUGUCAGAUAGAGAGACGGUUGAGCGGUUGUGAUUCUAAGAUUAUAUUUGGUGAGGUAACCAAGCAUAGGUUGACCAGACAGCUGGAGGACACGGUCUGGGUCAAGUUUAUAAACACAACCAAUAGGAAACUCUACGCUAUAGAACUUCUAGAACUAUCUCUGGAGGGGGAGGAAACGGCUGAACCUGAUCCAAUCAAAUUAGCUCAGGAUGAAGAGAUUCCCGAUCAAGAGGAGAAUAUGGAGGGUGUGAGCUCCUCAGUUCUUGGUUCAUUAUCCAGUCAGCUGUCGGUGGGAGAUGGAGGGGGUCUUCUCUCUACUGGAGCAGAUGGAGGUAGUCAGCUCUCUUCUGGAGGAGAUGGUGUUAGCUCCAGUAUGCUCUCCUCCUUGUCCAGUUCAAGAUCUGAUCUCGGAGCUACAGUUAGUUCUAGCACCAGUACAGGAACACUUACAGAGACAGGAACUCUUACUGAAGGAGAAACUGGAGCUGGAAUGGAGGGGUGGAGAAGCUGUAAUAUCUGCCUGGAGGAUAUGGCGGAUUCCGACCUGAUAACACACAUACAGUGUAACUGUAUUAUCUGUAGAGACUGCCUAGAGAGAAGCAUCAAGCAUCAGCAGAGUUCUGAGUCCGGAGCAAAAUGUCCGGUUUGUCUCCAGGAGUGCGAAGAGAGUGAGUGGUUACAGCUAGAUCAGUCGGUCGGAGUCAAACCUCCGCUCAGACUGUUGACAGUUCCUCUAGUUUUCCAAGUUGGAGUAGAAGAUAAAUUCACAAACUUCGGUCAUCCUCGGGUUCUCAAGAUUCCAAACUGUGUUAAAUAUUCUCGUUUGUUGAACCUGGUCCAGGGCCUGGUCCCCGGGGAGGAGGGGAACCUGGUCCUAGUCGACGAGAGCGGAGAGAAGUGUUCAAGGUGUGAGCACGGAAACAGGUGUCGAGGUUGCUCUGUGUCUAGUCUAGUAGAUGCUGGAGAUAUAAAUCUUAAACCUGGAGAUAAACUUGCUCUCAGGAUCAGAGCAGCAGAGAAGAAUCUUUUAGAAGAUUGGAGCAGGGUUCAACAUGAUCCAUCCAUGGAGGAAGAGAGGUUUAAUACAAACCUAAACCUAUAUGACUGUCUCCAGGCCUUCUCCUGCAGAGAGCUCCUGGAUGAGAAUAAUCCUUGGUUCUGUCCAGUCUGCAGGAAGAACCAGACUGCUACGAAGACCCUGACAGUAUGGAGAUAUCCUGAUUUUCUCAUCAUUAUUCUCAAAAGAUUUGUAUACCUGGAGAAGGGACCUGGAGGGACGGCUGGUAGUGUCAAGCUAGAUAAUAGAGUGGAAUUCCCAAUUAAAGAUCUGGAUCUAAACCCAUUCCUCUCAGGUCCCCUGCAGCAGGGCGGAGAACUAUUUGAAUUAUACGCCAGUAUCUGUCACACCGGAUCCCCGUCUGGCGGACACUAUACCGCAUACGCCAAACAUCCUCUCUCUACCUCAUGGCACUACUUUAAUGACUCCCAGGUUGACCGUAAGAUACCUGAAGGAGAAGGUCAAGAAGACGCGUAUGUUCUCUUCUACCGAAGAUCAGGACUCUCCUUCACGGUGAACCUGCCUGAGAACCAGGGGACGGAGGACGUCAAAAUGGAGAACGCAAAUGCUUUUCCUGAAGAUAGAAGAAUUGAAAAUGUAAAUGAGAAUGCUGGAGAUAAGCCAAGUGAAAUCGAGAUGGAGGGUGAAAGGAUCUCUCUUGAAAAUGAUCAAACAGAUCCUCUUGUAACGAUCGGAGACUAGAGUUCUCUUUAUUCAACCCAAAGCUAUAAAAAUUUAAAAGCCGGAAAAAUGCAUCCCAAUUAUUUUCUACCCUGCGUAGAACCAUUUUAAUAGGAAUUCUGGUUAAACAAUUUUAAAUUAUCUCGAACCUUCUUUUUGUGACGUCAGUAGGACACAAGUUUAGACAGUUCAAGAGAAAACCCAGUUAUUAGGAUUUUAAGCUUUUCUGUUUUCCUUAUCCCUAAAAAAAUAAAAAAUUUGAAAUAUUAAAAAAAAUUAUUAGAAAAAAAUAAAAAAAUUUGACUUUUAAAG